Entrophospora sp. SA101 is the source of this 1146-nucleotide messenger RNA. Lineage: Eukaryota; Fungi; Glomeromycota; Glomeromycetes; Entrophosporales; Entrophosporaceae. The record is from the annotation of a GenBank genome assembly.
AUGACUAGCCUUUUUAAGCUGUUUGGGGCUUUGGAGGUGUUGCCGGUAGAGAAGAUUAAGGGUAUGCCAGUCAACCAAGUAAAGGAGUUGAAGGGAAAGUUGCUGAAAGGAACUAAACAAAUAAAAGGCUUAACUUACCACCAAGGUCGUGGCAAAGAACUAGAAAUUAAAAGAAUAGCCCGACUUUUUGCCGAAAAGCAGAAAAUCAAAGUUGAGACGUUGGACGAUUACACCUUACCUUUUGUGCUAGAUAGUUUAUCCAGGGAAGACCAAGAAAGAUUAACUAACCUCUUAAAUCCUACCACUAACCAGGAUGAAGAAAGAGAUUGGGGAAACCUCGGCACCAAAGCUUUCGUUUCCACUAAAAGAACUAGUCAGAAUAAAUACCGAUUGUCAAUUUACGUUAAUGAUAAUCCAAACCAAGCCGGAGUUGCCCAAAUAAUCGAGAAAUUAAUCGAGUUAGGUUUUAAUGAAAGUGAGAUUAAGAACCCUCACCUCAAUCCCAACCACUUUGAAAUCCGCGAAAGAGGCUUAUCCUACCAAGGAGCCAAAAGGAUUGAUUUUUACGACUUAUUUAGCUAUCAGAGAGCGAGAGGAGCCAUUGCCCGCACUGUCUACCAAGAAAUCGUCUUUGAGGAAGCCAUUCCUAUCGACCAAGAAUUCCUCUAUGUCGGAGCUAACCCUUAUUUAUUUAGUGCUUGGUUUUUGGACGUCUUCCCUAAUCUCCAUAAACUCCGCAAAGCUGCCGAAGAACUAAAAGCCAAGAAUGACAAUAGUGGUGUGCUAGCAAUCGCCCAAGACGAGAAUGGGGUGGAGUGGCUCUUAUAUCUCAACUUAAUCGAAGGAGAACAUGAUGCUCAUAGUUUGAGUUUAGAGGAGAAGAUUAACCCCAGCACGGUCAACUGGGAUGAGUUCAUGAUUGACGAACCGAAAAAAUACCAAAUCCUUUACUCCCUCCAAGACUUCUUUUUCUGUGAGCUAGGAGAAAGAAAGGCUCAUAAGAAAUACUGCCUUAUGUAUUUCACUAAGAAUAGGAAGGAAACUGAUAGCACUCUCAUUAACUUUUGCUUUUCUUGGGAAGCAGUAGCCAAGUCUAAAUUAAAGAAUUGCCGACUAAGAAAAAAGGAAGACUUAAUUAAGAAAUGA